GGAGGUAGGCAAUCAGCUGGCUGUGUUUUGUGUUGUUAACGGAGUUUCAGCAGCAUUCAUUUGUUUGUCUUCCUCACGAUGUCCGCUUGUGUUGAAGAUUAUAAAACGGUGCUCAGUUUAUGGGGUCCAGUGGAGGCUAAUCCUAAAUACUAUGGGGAGAUUAUUUUUCAACGCUUGUUUGAGACCCAUCCAGAUGCUCAGAAGCUGUUCCCCAAGUUUGCUGGCCUUUCCAAAGAGCAGCUGGAGAACAAUCCUGACUUCCAGGCCCAUGGGGAAAUUGCUGUCUCCACGCUGACAGAAUUUGUGCAACAUCAAAAGGCAGACCAGUCAUUUGUGAAGGAGCUGGCACAACGUCGUGAGGUUUGGUUUCAGAAGAUGAACUUUUCGAUCUUUAGUGAAAUCAUUGUCAUGGUAGCAGCAGAGAAGAUUGAUGGGUUUGGAACUGAUGCUCAAACAGCCCUGAAGAAUGUGCUGAAGGCGUUUCAGACUGCCAUGGGAGCUUGAUAUGAUGAGCUAAGAUUUGAUCAAUGCUGUUUUGUGCAAGCUGCCUUGAUAGGAUGGUGUUUGAGCUCCUGUAUGAAUAAAACUACUUCAAAAAGAA
Molecule: messenger RNA, 601 nt
Organism: Polypterus senegalus (gray bichir)
Lineage: Eukaryota; Metazoa; Chordata; Cladistia; Polypteriformes; Polypteridae
Product: myoglobin-like
Exons: 3
Coding region: 79-504 (141 amino acids)
Biological process (GO): oxygen transport
Cellular component (GO): extracellular exosome
Molecular function (GO): oxygen binding; heme binding
Source: RefSeq, a predicted model, not a curated record